Molecule: messenger RNA, 1449 nt
Organism: Entrophospora sp. SA101
Lineage: Eukaryota; Fungi; Glomeromycota; Glomeromycetes; Entrophosporales; Entrophosporaceae
Source: the annotation of a GenBank genome assembly
AUGAGCAGUAAAAAAAAGAAUAUACGUAAAAAAAAUUUUGAUGAAAAAGAAGCGACAAUUGAAGAUAAAAAAAUCGACGUUAAAAUUCAAGAUUUUAAAAAAAAAUCUAUAAAUCCAAAUGUUAGAUUAGUGACACAUUUAAGUUUUUUUGAUGAGAUAGAUCAUGAAGUAUCAGGUCAUUGUACAGGUUUUGAAGGCGUUAAACGUAAUCCACAAUUAAUAAUUGCAUCAGAUAAACUUGAAUUAAGAACAACUCAGGAAUCAGGAAGAGGGAUUUAUGCUUUAGAAAAUAUAAAACCUGGUAAUCUUAUAAUGAUAGAUUAUCCAUAUAUAGCAGUGGUAGAUGAUGAAAACCUUGCAAAAUUUUGUAGUAAUUGCUUUUCAAAAAGUGAAAAAAUAUUACGUUGUGCAUCCUGUAAUAUGAAUUGUUAUUGUUCUAAGGAAUGUCAACGUAAAGAUUGGAUAUUUCAUCAACAAGAAUGUAAAACAGUCAAAAAGGUUCAAAGAAAGCCACCUACUAUAAUCCGUUUAAUCAGUAGAAUUCUUAUGCGUAGAAAAAAUGAACCAGACACCUCUAAAGAAGUCAAUAAUUUACUUAGCAACAGGGAAUUAUUUAAACAAGAGAAAAUUGAAGAUUUUGGUGAAAUGAGUAUAUUAGUUAAACAAUAUAUUACUCGUGAUGCAAUAAUAUCAGCCAAAGAUUUGAUCGAAUUAUUUUGUAGGGUGAUAGAAAAUAGCUUUUCAAUUUUAGAUGAUGAGCUGGUAACAAUUGGAGUAGGAAUUUAUAUGAAUACAGCAUUACUAAAUCAUUCUUGCGCAUCAAAUUGUAUUGUAGUGUUUGAAAACUCAAAAUUAUUGGUUAAAUGUAUUAAAGAAAUUAAAAAAAAUCAAGAAAUUACAAUAAAUUAUUCUGAUACACUGCAACCUAAUAUUGAAAGAAGAAAAGAUUUACGAGAACGAUAUUUUUUCUUGUGUAAAUGUGAGUUAUGUGAAUAUUAUAAGAUGGAAAUAGAAGAGUUUUCUUUUAAUUGUUCAAAAUGUGGAGUUCUAAUAAAGUAUGAUGUUGCGCAGAUUGAAAGUAAAAUAUCUAAAUCUUUGGAAUUGUACAGAAAAGCUACAAUGAACGGAAAUUUUAAUUUAAUACAAACAAUAAAAUCAUUAAUUCAAACAAAUUGUGCAUUAAAAAACUGGAAAUUAGCACUAAAAUAUAAUAUGAUUUUAUUAAAUAGUUAUAAAAUUCUGUUGCCUGAUACACACCCAUUAAUUGGAUUACAAUUAUAUUCUAUUGGUAAAAUUAGUUUACAAAUUAUUGAUAUCAAAGAUGAAGAAAAAAACAAUGAUGUGGAUACUGAUUUUGAUAAGAAAAAAAAUGAUGACGAUGAUGUUAGUGAAUUAGAAAAAAAUUUCUUUUGGAUUAAAGAAUCAAAUACGAAAAUUUUGUUUAGAUAA